Molecule: messenger RNA, 1025 nt
Organism: Tachysurus fulvidraco (yellow catfish)
Lineage: Eukaryota; Metazoa; Chordata; Actinopteri; Siluriformes; Bagridae
Product: membrane-spanning 4-domains subfamily A member 4A-like
Exons: 7
Coding region: 135-794 (219 amino acids)
Cellular component (GO): membrane
Source: RefSeq, a predicted model, not a curated record
CAGUCAACCUCACACAUGGUCUAGGAAGUAAAGAAAUAUUCUACAAACUUCUACUCACUCGCAAGGCAAACGCAGCCAAGCGGCAGAGAACCAGGACCUUCCUUCAUCAGAAAAUCUGUCGACGCCUCGUCAUCAUGACCCCUGUAACGGCUCCUGCUGAUUCCCAACUCUUCCGAUACUCGGCUUUUCUGAAAGGCGAGCCCAAAGCACUGGGGACUGUGCAGAUCAUAAUCGGAAGCUUGACUUUCUUGUUCGGUAUUGUUUUAACCUCUCUCAUUGUCACACCCAUGGUCGUCAGUGGUAUCACUUUGUGGGGAUCUCUGGUCUUCGUUAGUUGUGGUGGUUUAUCAGUCGCUACAGCCAAAAAGCAUAAUCCAUGCAUGGUGAAAGCCUCAUUGGGAAUGAACGUGUUCAGUGCUGUGGUUGCAGGUGUCUUGAUUAUUCUCCUCUCAGUGGACAUGUUGUUUUGGCGUUUCCGCAUUGACUGGUGUGAAUAUGACUAUGACUACUCCUCUUAUCCUUAUUAUUCCUUAUACAGAUGUCAGUGGCACGUUCAAUCAAUGUGGUAUGGACUCUAUGGAGUGUUGUUGGUUUUCGCUGUGCUCGAGCUCAUCAUUUCUAUCUGCACUUCUGCUUUCGCCUGUAAAGCUACCUGCUGCUCCACAACUACACAGGUGACUACACAGGUGAUGUAUACACAACAACAACAACAACCGAUGACUCAACAGUUGAUCCAAACUUCUGCCUACAACCAAGUUCCACAACAAUCUCCUGUAAUCACCUACAAUGUUUAAAUGAUUAAAAAUGAUGUAGUUCAGGACUUUUCUGAAACUUGAAGUAUUUUUGCAGUCAAAUCCUGCUUUCUGUUUCAUCUUUGGUCUAAAAAUGACCUAAAAUUUAGUUAAAUAAAAGAAUUUCCUAUAGAAGUAAAAUACAAGAUUCAGGACAGAAGGAGCAGUUUAACUGUUGUAUGAUUGACUGUAUGAUUAACAAAUAAACAAAAAAAAUAAACUUUCUGCAUGCAA